AUGCGUUCUUUAAUAUUCAUAUUACUUUUAGCGAUCCCAUGUUCAUUAGCCAUCAUUAAGGAGACGAUAGAGUGUGCGCGGGUGCAACGUAAUUCAACGUGCUUCAUCGAGGGCGUAACGUUUGAAUCCCCAACGGAGGAGUACUUUGCCGCAUUUCCAACCUCAUCUCACAUAAUUAUAGAAUCAAGUGAAAUUCUACAUUUCUCGGCCCAGCUGUUUGAUGCGCUUGCAGAGACGGCGUUCCUAACGCUGAAGGGCUGCCUGAUACCGACGGUUACCUUUCGCUCGGAUGAAUUACACUGUCUUCGCAUCGAUAAUACGGGGCUGCGGGAGUUUGCGGUAACUCCGCACGAAAAUCGGAACCUCAACACGCUCAUCAUCAACGGCAACCCUUUGUCGGCUAUUCCACCGAAUGUCCGAUAUCUUACAGCCCUAUCCAUACUGGACCUGUCCAACAAUCAGCUGGAGUACGUCAAACUUGGCUGGUUUCAGACGAUGGACAACCUGCUGGUGCUCGACCUUUCGGGAAACAGGAUCGCGCGUAUAGACGUCCAUCCGUCACUGCGACUAGCACGACUGAAGAACUUCUGGAUCAAUCACAACCAUCUGCAGAAUGUACCAUUUUUCCCAAACUUUGCACCUUCCUUGCGGCGCGUCCGGCUUGUAGAAAAUCACUGGAGUUGCGAAUGGGUAGCUCAAGUUCGGCAAUCCAUUUGGGACUCUGUCAUUCAGGUGUACGGUGCAGAGUAUCUGUGUGCGGAUAAAUUAGACGGAGGCCUUUGCUGCUAUGAAGGUUACCCGCUCAAUAACACGGACAUACAGUUUGAGCAAGCGGAGGUGACAUAUUUCGAUAAUAAAAGACAUUCCGAGCCUUUUCCACGGGCAGAACGUUUGACAGCAGUGGUAGAAAAACAAGCAGAGCGGCAACAUGUGCUUCUUAAACAAUCAUACAGCGUGCUGGAGCAAAAGUAUCGCCGACUGGUAGAACAGAAGGAACAGCUUGAGCAGCGAUUCAUUAAUACGGUGCGUGAGUUAGAGCGGACUGUGCAACGAUUAACGGCGGAACUAACAGAGGCGCAGGACACAAUCCGGGCACAAAACUUAAAAAUAGUGUUAUAA
This is a messenger RNA of Anopheles marshallii, 1119 nucleotides long. RefSeq names its product protein flightless-1-like. The record is from RefSeq and is a predicted model, not a curated record. Gene Ontology annotation, cellular component: plasma membrane. Gene Ontology annotation, molecular function: protein binding. The transcript has 2 exons. NCBI's taxonomy places the organism in Eukaryota, Metazoa, Arthropoda, Insecta, Diptera, Culicidae. Bases 1 to 1119 code for a protein of 372 amino acids.